AUGCUAAUAAGAAACGUGUCUCGUGUUGUGAAGUAUGGACUAUAUGGGAGUGUGGCCAUAGGUAGCGGAGCUUUUGUUACAUCAGUGUAUACUGACGGUGAUUAUGAUUCCCUUGCUGUUGUGAGACAUACUAGGGCAGCACGUACCGCUUUAGAUAUUGGAAGGAUAUACAAAUCUAUGCUUUACAGUCAAGAAUGGGACAAGGAAUCCAAAGAGUACUUGCAAGUAAAAAGCGAUGCUCAUAAAGCAGGGGCAGAGAAACUGCUUGAAUUAUGUAAAACUAAUAAAGGUGUGUACAUUAAAGUUGGGCAGCACGUCGGUGCCCUCGAUUAUUUGCUGCCCUCUGAAUAUGUAUCAACCAUGAGGGUUCUACACAAAGAUGCACCUAGAAAUACUGUAGAAGAAUUGUAUAAAGUUAUUAAAGAUGAAUUAAAAAAGGAUCCAUCAGAGUUAUUUGUGGAAUUUGAUCCUGAGCCUUUAGGUACAGCAUCCCUUGCACAAGUACACCGAGCAAGAUUAAAAGACGGCAGAGAAGUGGCUGUAAAAGUCCAACACCAUUAUGUACGAAAAAACAUUUCUAUUGACUUAACGUGGAUGGAAUUUCUAAUUAACGUCAUGUCGAAAGUGUUCCCCGAAUUUCAAAUGGAUUGGCUCGUUGAGGAAACAAAAAAGAAUAUAGCCAAAGAACUAAAUUUCUUAGAGGAAGGCAGGAAUUCGGAAAAGGUUGCCGAGUUAUUUAAGAAUUAUACAUGGCUGAAAGUGCCUAAGAUUUUUUGGGAUUACUGUUCAGAGAGGGUGCUGGUUAUGGAGUAUGUGACAGGGGGUCAGGUUAAUGACACUAAAUAUAUUGAUGGUCAUGGCAUUAGCCGAACAGACUUGUGCACAAAACUAGGCGACCUGUAUUCACAUAUGAUAUUUGUCACUGGUUUUGUACACAGCGACCCCCAUCCAGGCAAUAUUAUAGUUAGAAAAGAUCCGGGAGACAAGGAUGUUACAGUUUUCCUUUUAGAUCAUGGACUGUAUGCGCAAUUAUCAGAGAAAUUCCGUUACGAUUAUUCCAAAUUGUGGCUGUCGAUAAUAGCAAGAGAUAAAGAGGGAAUCAAAAAUUACGCAAAGAAUCUUGGCAUUGGGGAUGAUCUCUAUGGAUUAUUUGCUUGCAUGGUGACUGGCAGACCAUGGGAUGUUAUUAUGAAAGGAAUUGAUGUCACAAAACCAUCUUCGGGAGAGAAAUCAACAUUCCAAAACGAGUUACCGAAUUUCCUGCACCAUGUCACACAUUGCCUACAGCACGUGGACAGACAAGCACUAUUAGUUAUGAAGACGAAUGAUCUUAUACGCAGUAUAGAGUAUGCGUUGAGCGUUCAGGACAAGAUGUGUGGGUUCUUAGUCAUGACCAAAUGUUGUACGGAGAGCAUAUUCAAGCUCGAAGUUAAGAACGAGCAAUCGAAAAUGAAACGACAAGUACUUAAUCUUAAGUAUGUAUGGUCAUUAUUCGUUCUAUAUUUCUACGGGCUCUAUUUAAAUAUACGUCAUAGUGUAAAUUUUAUGUAGAUAAUUGUACCAAAAAUAAGUGUAAGUUCGUGAGUGAUAGAAAACGCCCAAUUGCUUUUAUAAAUAAGUGUUUUUGAGCUUUAUUUGCAUUGACAGUUUUUAUACUCUGGCUUUAAAUGUUUUCGACGGUUAUAUGACGUAAACGUCAGCGUAAGAUGUGUUAAUGUACUCGUAUUUCUUCAAAUUUCAUAAACGCUAAUGGUGGGUACAGACUGGUGAAAUGUAACAUGCAAUGAAAGAAUUCACCGUACA
Messenger RNA from Colias croceus (clouded yellow), 1803 nucleotides. RefSeq names its product aarF domain-containing kinase 1 (gene Adck1). The transcript has 6 exons. Gene Ontology annotation, cellular component: mitochondrial inner membrane. The record is from RefSeq and is a predicted model, not a curated record. The coding region runs from base 1 to 1551 and encodes 516 amino acids. NCBI's taxonomy places the organism in Eukaryota, Metazoa, Arthropoda, Insecta, Lepidoptera, Pieridae. Gene Ontology annotation, molecular function: protein kinase activity; ATP binding. Gene Ontology annotation, biological process: lipid homeostasis; mitochondrion organization; protein phosphorylation.